Molecule: messenger RNA, 696 nt
Organism: Saccharomyces kudriavzevii IFO 1802
Lineage: Eukaryota; Fungi; Ascomycota; Saccharomycetes; Saccharomycetales; Saccharomycetaceae
Gene: YHC1
Product: Yhc1p
Exons: 1
Coding region: 1-696 (231 amino acids)
Biological process (GO): mRNA 5'-splice site recognition; mRNA splicing, via spliceosome; spliceosomal snRNP assembly
Cellular component (GO): U1 snRNP; nucleus
Molecular function (GO): zinc ion binding; pre-mRNA 5'-splice site binding
Source: RefSeq, a predicted model, not a curated record
AUGACAAGAUACUAUUGUGAAUACUGUCACUCAUAUUUGACUCAUGACACGCUGAGCGUUCGCAAAUCGCAUUUGGUUGGUAAAAAUCAUCUCCGAAUAACAGCAGACUAUUAUAAGAACAAAGCAAGAGACAUUUCUAGUAAGCGAGACCACAAAAGGCAUCACAAAGGGAAGAGGGGCAGGAAGGAAAGAGAAAACACGGAUGCAAAUGAAAAACUGAGGCUUACCUGCCUUUCCAAUAGGGAGAAGAGAGGAAACUUGCAUGGAAGGAAGAUGAACCAGAAGGAAUUGGCACAGACAUCAAUAAAUACCUUGCAGUCGUUAUAUGACGGCUCCCCUGGAUAUUCUAAAGUGUUUAUAGACACUAACAGGUUUGAUAUAGGAGAUUUAGUCAAGGCAAGCAAAUUGCCUCAAAGAGCCAAUGACAGAUCUACGCAACACGCUCUCAAGCAAACUUCAAGAUCCAGAGACGAGACGUGCGAGAACAAUCCAUUUCCCAGGCUGACCAAUCCGAGAAGGCUGGAGCCUCCAAAAAUAUUAUCGCAAUGGAGCAACACCAUUCCAAAGACCUCUAUAUUUUACAGUACAGAUAUACUACAAGCCACGAUAAAGGAAUCGAAGAAGCGGAUGCAUCCGGACGGCCUACGAAAACCAUUGGGUUACAAUGGGGUGAAGAGAAGGCGAUACGGAAAUUAG